AUGAUUGUUCCACUUGCCAGCGUUCUCUUUUCAAUUGGAGCUGAAGCACAACAGAGAAGACUUCGACUUCGUUCGAGGCCAGUUCAACAAAUUGAGAGUGGUGAAGAAGAAACGAGUGAAGAAAUUGGACGUCCCGUCAUUCAAUAUUAUCGUCCACAACCUAAACAAGAUAAUGCUCAAGAAUUAGUUUAUGUUAACGAGGAAGAAUAUCAAAAUCUUUAUGGAGGUCAAGUGACGCCAACAGCAAGACCACGUGAAUAUAAUCGCCCAGCAGUCACCACAGUUCGUCCAAUAUCAAGAAGUCACAAUCUUACCCCACGCACAAAAGACUCAGAAUCAAAAGCUCCGCCAGUUCAAACCAUCAGGAACUACAACAAAGUCAAUGAUGAUGGAUCAUUCACGUUCGGUUAUGAAGCAGCUGAUGGUUCAUUCAAGGAAGAAACUCGCGGUACUGACUGCGUUGUGAGAGGCCGUUACGGAUACAUCGAUCCUGAAGGCAACAAACGUGAAUUCACUUAUGUAAGCGGAAAUCCAUGUGAUCCAAACAAUCCCGACGCAAGUGAAGAAGAAGACGAACGUAAUCAAUCAGUUGAAGAUUCUGAUGAAAACAUUCCCCAGAAUUAUCCAAAACGCCCAAUUGUUCAACGUCCAAGACCAACCGUUCCAUCAACAACUCGCGCUCCAACAACCGUUUUCCAAAAUCGUUACAAUCAUCAAUCAUUAGCUUCAGAGGAAGAAGAGGAAGAAGAUGUUGGUGCCAUUCAAUAUGCUCAAAUUCCUAAGACUUCCCCACGACCAGCUUACGUUCAACCAACUCCACAACGUCCACGUAUUCAGGUAAUUCAAACUACACAGGCUCCAUCGCCACCAGUUACAUAUGCAUCACCAUCAGCAACACCGUCAAUAAACAUUACACCAAAACCAUUGUACAGAAUUCAAAACAAUGUAUUGUCCCUUCAACAGACUAAGCCAUCGCCACCAGCAACCACUUAUCGUCCCCAAACAGUGUCGUUUGUUACACCAAAGCCUGCCCAUGUUACCACCCCAAACUAUCCAACAAGAGCUUCACAAGACGUAACAUUUGCAAGCGGAUCAACGAGAGGUGCAAUUGAUUUCGAUGCUGAAUUUAAAAAGUUCCAAAAUGAAAAUGUUGGCGGCUUCAAGCCAAUUACACCAUCACCAGUUGCACAAACGACAAAAUCAGUUAAAAUCCCGAAAGGAUCAUCUGAUGGAUCAAAUCCUAUUUAUCAGACACAAUUAGUUUACAAUCCAUCAUCGGGACAAUACGAUUCAGCUUUAUAUCAAUCAAUUGCACAAACCGAUAGUGAAUUCCAAUUAAAUCAGCGUAUUCAACCUUACGUUCCACAAUAUCCUGUUCCGCAAUAUCAAGUUUAUCGUCCACAACCUCAACCUCAGCCACAAUCAAGACCUCAACCCCAAGCACAACGACAACAGGCACAACAACAACAAAUCCCUCAACAAAUUUAUCAGAAGCAACAAAAUGAACUUCAAUUUGUGAACUCGCAACAACUUUUCGCACAACAACUUCAAAUGCAACAAUCGCAACUUCAUCGCGACAGAAUUGAAGCGGCCAAGAAACAUCAAUCACCAGCUCAUCGUUUCCAAUUGCAACAAGCUGAACCAUCACCAAUUUUACAAUCUCAAUUACGUGCCCAACCCGGUCAACAGUUCUACUACAUUCAACCAUCAUCACAGCAAAGUAGCGGACAAAUCGAAGCUUUCCUACGAGGUCAUAAUCUGGAGUAUUAAAAGAAGAAAGAAAACGAGUAAAAAAACCAAGAGAUUUAAAUUCAUUGACACGAUUAUCAUUUUAUUGCCAUCGUUACCAUAUGUUAGUCAAUGGAUGAUUUAGCACAUUAAGGGCUUUUAAAUGUUAAAUUCGUGUAGAUUUUUUUGAUACUUGUUUUAUUAUUUUGAGACUUAAACUCAUCGUUUAAACUUUUAUUGGACCAAACAAUCACAUUUUACUUUUGUUAUUUGUUCCUGAUUACUUCCACUCCCAUCCUUUCAUCCAUCCUCGCGUGUAGACAAAUCUUUCAAUGUACAUAAAUGAUGAAAAAGAAUCCCAAUUGUAAUAAACUUAAAUAUUUAAAUAACAUAAAAUUAUUAAUUAUUUACUUACUUCAGUUUUGUUUUAUCUUUUAUUAAAUCUUUUUUGAAUAUUAAAUGUGACGAUAAAAAUUUAUUUUCAUAAAUGCUAAGCCAUCAUUAAACUCAUUGGCACAUUCAUUUAUCAUUCGUCAUGACUUCAAGAGACAUUAAAGAAAAAGAAUAAAAUUUAAAGAUACGAUCAGUGAAAAUUAAAUGAAAUUCAUUGGCAACAAACUGCAAAUCGAGUAAUGUUAAAUUUCAUGAUCGAAAUGUUUUCAUGAAUGAAGAAAGUGAAAGCAAGAGAAGAAAUCCGUUUCGACUUUUAUUUUUAUAGAGACAAUAAAAAAAGUUUGAUAGGUGAGACCAGGAAAAACUUAAUUUAACUCGUUUCUCUAUUAAAAUUAGUGAUCAUGAAAAUGUUUUCUUAAUUGGUUGGGUAGCGAAUAAAUAAUUGAAAUCGGAAAUGUAAAGAAUUUAAUUAAUUAUAACUCACGUACUUUUUGUAUGUUCAAACGAAGAACAUGAAAAUCGAUAAAUAAAAUAAAGAAAGAUGAAAAAGUUAUAAAAUUCG
This is a messenger RNA of Clunio marinus, 2683 nucleotides long. The record is from the annotation of a GenBank genome assembly. NCBI's taxonomy places the organism in Eukaryota, Metazoa, Arthropoda, Insecta, Diptera, Chironomidae.